Messenger RNA from Brugia malayi, 1365 nucleotides. RefSeq lists its product as uncharacterized. Gene Ontology annotation, cellular component: nucleus. Gene Ontology annotation, molecular function: RNA polymerase II cis-regulatory region sequence-specific DNA binding; DNA-binding transcription factor activity, RNA polymerase II-specific. Lineage: Eukaryota; Metazoa; Nematoda; Chromadorea; Rhabditida; Onchocercidae. The coding region runs from base 1 to 1365 and encodes 454 amino acids. Gene Ontology annotation, biological process: central nervous system development; regulation of transcription by RNA polymerase II. The transcript has 9 exons. The record is from RefSeq and is a predicted model, not a curated record.
AUGGUACCAAUUUGCAACGGAUAUCAACAUCCGCAGCAGCAUCAUCAACCGGCCACCAAUUGCGCACCCGGCAUUACUACCUCAUCCCCAACCGUUUUACCAUCAUUUAACGUUACAAGCCAUCUACCGACCGGACCUACUCAACUUCCAAAUAUCCCGGCAAAGGAAAUUGGAAAUACAAUCAUUCCUGGAAAUGAUUGUAAUCCGGGAAAUUAUUACCAGUCUAUGGUACCAUCACAAUCUACUUUUGGACAACAAUUAUUCAUCAAGAAUGAAAAUGGUUACGGAUCACGCAGUGCCACUUUUGCGCCUGAUAUGUAUUUUGCUCCUGAAACUCAAUUCAUGCAAAAUUCAUGUUUAUUCAGUUCUGCACCAGCAACCACAGGAACCGACUAUUCGUAUAAUCUUAUUAAGUCGGAUCCUGAAACAUUUCUUGGUCAUGCAUGCUCAUCACAUCCGUUUGUUCGGCCUCAUUAUCCACAUUUUCCGUUUGCCAUGCAACCGAUGACAUCCGGUACACCAAGUGGUAACUAUCUCCAGAAUCCAAUUCAAUGCCAAUGGGUUGAACGUAAUAGGAUUUGUGGUCGAUUAUUUUACUCAAUUGAACAUAUCGUAUCCCAUUUGCAACACGAGCAUGUGGGUGUGUCAGAAAGCACUUUUCAUGUCUGUCAGUGGAAAGAUUGCUCAAGGAGGGGAAAAAUUUUUAAAGCAAAAUAUAAACUUGUUAAUCAUAUUCGGGUACAUACGGGUGAGAGACCAUUUCCAUGUACAAUGUGCUCAAAAGUUUUUGCAAGAAGUGAAAAUUUGAAAAUUCAUCAACGAACACAUACAGGUGAUAAGCCAUUUACCUGUACUCAUCCUGGUUGCGACCGUAAAUUUGCUAAUAGCAGCGAUCGUAAGAAACAUAUGCAUGUUCAUACAAAUGAUAAACCGUAUGAAUGUAAAAUUAAUGGUUGUCGCAAAUCAUAUACGCACCCUUCUUCACUUCGAAAGCAUUUAAAGGUACAUUGUAAAAGUGGACAAUGCUUAUCACCAGAUUUGGAUGAUAGUGGCGGUGAUAAUGGACAAACAAAUAUUAGCAAUGAUAAUGCUAAUACUUCUUCAACAAUAACACUACCUGGUCUCUCUUCUACAGAACAAUCAUUUCAAUUAGCUCAAGAUUCUCAUCGUUCAUUAUUUCUAAAUCCGAUCAAUCAACAAUGUUUUCCAAGGUUUUCAACAAAUAAUCCAACGAUGCAUGGUGGUUUUGUUGCGCCUAAUCCAUAUCAAACUUCAAACACAACAAUGAUGUCAACAAAUGGAAACUUUCAACUACCUGAUUUUAAUGUUUAUACACAUUUUUCAUCAAAAAUGUCCAUACCGUAA